Molecule: messenger RNA, 711 nt
Organism: Cinclus cinclus
Lineage: Eukaryota; Metazoa; Chordata; Aves; Passeriformes; Cinclidae
Gene: NRTN
Product: neurturin
Exons: 2
Coding region: 22-711 (229 amino acids)
Molecular function (GO): glial cell-derived neurotrophic factor receptor binding; receptor tyrosine kinase binding; growth factor activity
Source: RefSeq, a predicted model, not a curated record
AAUGUUCUGACUUGCUCUAAGAUGAAGGUAUGGAAGUUUGCAGCCAUUGCAUCGAUGCUCCUCAGUUCCAUGUUAUCCAUUUUAGUUUGUAGAGACAUGUUCAGCGGAAGCCGGGAAUUCAGCCCCUUGCCUUCCUCGCCGUCUUCCUCACGGGAUUCCUCCUCCUCCUCCUCUUCUUCUUCCUCCUCCUCCUCCUCGCUGCCGGCGGCUCCGCGGAGAUCCCCACGGGCCCUGCAACGCCACGGCUCUCUGCUGGCCCAGUACACCGCCCUGCUGGAGAGCUACACGGAGGGCGAGCUCCGGCAGCUGAUCUCAGCUCUGGUGGAACGUUACCGCCAGGCCAUGAACUCGGGCGGGCACGAGCUGCCGCUGUUCCCCCGCUCCGGCAGCCGCAGGAAACGCGCUCGUGCCCGCCACAAACCCUGCGAGCUGCGCGAGCUCGAGGUCAGCGUCAGCGAGCUGGGCCUGGGCUACGAAUCGGACGAGACCGUUCUGUUCCGCUACUGCAGCGGCACCUGCGAGGCCGCCGUGCGCAGCUACGACCUCUCCCUCAAGAGCAUGAGGAGCCGUAGAAAGAUCCGGAAGGAGAAGAUUCGGGCCCGGCCGUGCUGCAGGCCGCUGGCUUACGAUGACGACGUGUCCUUCUUGGACGCCUACAAUCGCUACUACACCGUCAACGAGCUGUCGGCCAAGGAGUGUGGCUGUGUGUGA